AUGUUUAGAUGGCUUUUGUUGUCUCUUUGGUCAGAAGGUAUUAAGAAUUUUGCUUGGAUGAAUCAAGCUUUUCUUGCUAAAACUGGUUGGCGAUUAUUGCAACGUGAGCAAGGUCUUUGGGCUCAAGUGUUUAAUGCAAAGUAUCUACGGCAUUGCGAUAUCCUUGCUGCUAAGGAUCUGCAAUUCCAGAGUAGCUUCAAUGUUUGGAGGGGUAUUUUAUAUGGUGCUCAAGUUCUUUCUGCAUGUAUUAAAUGUCGUGUGGGAUCUGGCAAUGAUAUCUUGUUCUGGACUUAUAGAUGGCUUAGUUGUGGUCCUUUGCAGCAAUUUGCUCUAAUUGAUUUAUCUGAGGACAUGCUUCAAUUGAAUGUUAGUAACUUUUUGGAGGAUAGGGUUUGGGAUUUCAAUUGCUUAGUGGAAUGUCUGCCUAUGAAUAUUGUCAACUUGAUUCUUAGUACUCAUGCUGGGUAUAAUGAUGAGGGUAAUGCUAAUUGGAAAUGGAAUUUUAUUUGGAAGCUUCAUGUUCCACCAAAGGUUAAGACCUUCCUCUGGGUUCUGUGUCAUAAGAAGUUACUUAAGAACGCUCAAAGAUUGAAGAGAAAGCUCACUAAUGCUGUUGUUUGUCCUAGAUGUGAUUGUCCUUUGGAAUCAUGUGCGCAUCUCUUUAAGGAUUGUACUGCCACUCUUGCUAUUUGGAAUAGACUUGGGAUUGGGGGAGUGGAGUCUGAUCAGUUGAUGGAUGAUUAUUGUGCUUUGGAGUGGUUUUCAGGUUGUAAUUCAAUGGCUAUUCUCCUUGAGCGUAGUGUUGUUCAUCUCUAUUGGAUGGCCCCUCUUCUUGGUAUUUGUAAAAUCAAUACUUAUGGUAGCAAAAUUAAUUCCUCUGGUCUUAUUGGGGCUGGGGGUUUGUUAAGAGAAUCUUGUGGGAGUUGGAUCAAGGGUUUCUCUAUGAAUCUAGGCUAUGGUUCCAUCGUUGAGGUUGAGUUAUGGGGGCUCUUUUGGGGGCUUAAUAUGGCUUGGGAUGUUGGUUUUCGCACGAUGAAGAUUGAGUGUGAUGCUAUUCUGCUGUGGCUUUGUUAA
Prunus armeniaca (apricot) is the source of this 1074-nucleotide messenger RNA. Lineage: Eukaryota; Viridiplantae; Streptophyta; Magnoliopsida; Rosales; Rosaceae. The record is from the annotation of a GenBank genome assembly.